AUGGAAAACAGAAAGAGCACUCGAAAAAGGUGUACGCCUAAGAGAUUUUUAAAUGACGCCGUUGACAUUAGUAAAAUUGGUAGUAGUAGUGAAGGCAGUGAGACGGAGACAGAUCAAGACCCUUUACCAUGUGCUCAGCCGCAACUUCCGGUAUAUCCAUUAGAUAUUAUUGAUGAUAUCACACCUGUUCCUGAGAGUCAGGCUUCUACAUCUUGGCUGAAUAAAACUAAAAAGAAGGAUUCGGCUGCUACUGAUACUAUUUCUAGGCAUAUUAGGCCUUAUACUAUUCAAACCAGCAAUGUUAUUGGUAAAAACAAUAAAAGAAUUCGAACUAGCUUUCCUAGUCAAUCUACUCAAGAAGACUUUACUCCAGAAGAGUUGUCUCCCCAUCUUACGAGAAUUAUUGAACCAUUAAUAAACUCUUAG
Messenger RNA from Lottia gigantea (owl limpet), 426 nucleotides. RefSeq lists its product as hypothetical. The transcript has a single exon. Bases 1 to 426 code for a protein of 141 amino acids. The record is from RefSeq and is a predicted model, not a curated record. Lineage: Eukaryota; Metazoa; Mollusca; Gastropoda; Lottiidae.